Messenger RNA from Nanorana parkeri, 893 nucleotides. Its product is annotated as RNA polymerase I-specific transcription initiation factor RRN3-like. The record is from RefSeq and is a predicted model, not a curated record. Gene Ontology annotation, cellular component: nucleus. Gene Ontology annotation, molecular function: RNA polymerase I core binding; RNA polymerase I general transcription initiation factor activity. Gene Ontology annotation, biological process: transcription initiation at RNA polymerase I promoter. The transcript has 6 exons. The coding region runs from base 422 to 883 and encodes 153 amino acids. Lineage: Eukaryota; Metazoa; Chordata; Amphibia; Anura; Dicroglossidae.
UAUUCCAUGUAUUUGUGUCAGCUUGGGUCUCUUUUGUUUAUACAUUUUGUUAAUUGAACCGCAGGGAUUUACAGAAGCAUUUUUGGAACAUCUUUGGAAGAAACUACAGAACCCAAACAACCCUGCAAUAAUCAGACAAACAGCUGCAAGUUAUAUUGGGAGUUUCCUGUCUCGAGCCAGGUUUAUUCCUUUGGUGACUGUGAAGGCCUGCCUUGAUCUCCUAGUUAACUGGUUGCACAGCUACAUUAACAACCAAGAUGCUGGAAGUAGAGCUUUUUGUGACGUUACAUUACAUGGACCCUUUUAUGCUGUUUGCCAGGCAGUUUUCUACACGGUGAUCUUUCGACACAAGCAGCUUCUAGAGGGAAACUUGCAGAAAGGUUUGGCAUACCUGCAAGGCCUGAACUUUGAACGAAUUGUUAUGUGUCAGCUCAACCCACUAAAGAUAUGCCUUCCCGCAGUGGUUAAUUUUUUUGCUGCCAUCACUAGGAAAUAUCAACUAGUGUUUUGCUACACUAUCAUAGAGAGAAACAACAGGCAGAUGAUACCUAUCAUAAGAAGCAACACUUGUGGCACCUCUGUUCAGUCAUGCACUAACCCAUUGGACAGCUUUUUUCCUUUUGAUUCUUGUGUACUGAAAAGGUGUAAGAAGAUUAUAGAUCCUAUUUAUCAGCCUUGGGAGGAGUCCAAUGUUGAAGAAUUUAAAAGCCCUAGGAAGCAGCAGGCUACAAUUACAGAUGAUGAAGAUGAUUUUCUCAAAGGAGAAAAGCCACGCAAUGACAGUAUUGUUGAAAUGACGCCGGGUUCAUAUGACUCCUUCCUGAAGAGUCCAGUAAGUAGCAUUGGCUCUCCUCCUGUCAAGUUUCUUCAGCGGCCCUUCUGAACAUUCAAGA